UCUAUACAUAUGUGUUCACAGGGGCUUCACAAAGUACCAACUACCAACACAAAUCUUCACAUUUCCUUCUCUCCAAAGCCUUCUCUAUUCUCCAAAAUCUCAUUUAAUUCAUUCUUUCUCCUCUAUACAAAAUCAUGGGAAUCCGAUUUCUCGUUACUAUUCAGGCUAAGGUUGUUCUUCGCCGGUCUAUUUUUCCUGCAAGCCAAAUAGCUGCCAAUGCAGCACAUGUCCCAAAAGGCUAUUUAGCAGUGUAUGUUGGAGAGUCUCAAAAGAAAAGGUUUUUGGUUCCGAUAUCGUACUUGAACCAACCGUUGUUCCAAGAGUUGCUGCACAAGGCUGAAGAAGAAUUUGGGUAUAGUCAUCCUAUGGGUGGUCUCACUAUUCCUUGCAGAGAAGAUACCUUCCUCAAUCUUACUUCUGUUUUGAAUGGAUUGUGAGAGUGGAAAGAGGGAGAAAUCUCCGGCGAUAGAGAUUUCAUCACAGACACUUUUUGUAGAUUAGGAACAUCGAAUUCCAUGUACAUAGCAUCAACUUUUUUAUGUAUGUGUAGUUGGUUAUGGGGAAAAAACGAAAGAGACAAAUCUAUCUUUACAAGAAAUGAGAAACAAAAUUUCCUAUACAAUUUGUUGUGCAACGUCUCGAUAUACAGAAACUGUCAUUCCAGCAUUUGAAAUC
Rhododendron vialii is the source of this 675-nucleotide messenger RNA. RefSeq names its product auxin-responsive protein SAUR21-like. The record is from RefSeq and is a predicted model, not a curated record. Bases 135 to 437 code for a protein of 100 amino acids. The transcript has a single exon. NCBI's taxonomy places the organism in Eukaryota, Viridiplantae, Streptophyta, Magnoliopsida, Ericales, Ericaceae. Gene Ontology annotation, biological process: response to auxin.